Messenger RNA from Fonticula alba, 1214 nucleotides. RefSeq lists its product as hypothetical. Bases 84 to 1118 code for a protein of 344 amino acids. Gene Ontology annotation, biological process: tRNA processing. Gene Ontology annotation, molecular function: tRNA dihydrouridine synthase activity; flavin adenine dinucleotide binding. NCBI's taxonomy places the organism in Eukaryota, Rotosphaerida, Fonticulaceae. The transcript is spliced from 5 exons. The record is from RefSeq and is a predicted model, not a curated record.
CCUCUCUCUCCUCCCCCCCCCCCUCCCUCCUCUUUCAUUUUGCCCUCCCCGCGCUGCCCUCCCUUUUCUUGUUACUCAGCAGCAUGACCGACCCGGAGGCGCCCAUCUCGACAUCGGAGCUGGUUGACUGGCUCGGUGGAAGGCCGACCGACCGGCUGGCGGCCAUCGACAUCGAAGACUGGGAUCUGGCCUCGAUCAGCCGCUCGGCUGUGGACCUACUCCGUGGCGAUGACCCCGUCUAUGUGUUGGCCCCGAUGGUCCGAUACUCUCGGCUACCCUUCCGGGAGCUGGUCCGCGAGUAUGGCGUGCACAUUGCCUACACGCCGAUGAUCAUCUCCGAUGCCUUUGCCCAGUCGCAAGUGGCCCGUGACAUCCAACUGUCCAUUUCCAAGAAUGACACCCCCCUUGUGGUGCAGUUUGCGGCGUCCAACGCCGCGGACUUUGCCAAUGCCGUGGCGCAUGUGGCCCCGUAUGUGGCCGGGGUAGACCUCAACUGCGGCUGCCCCCAGUCUUGGGUGAUGCAGUGUGGCUACGGGGCCCGGCUGCUCCGCACGCCGGAGCUCAUUUGCGACAUGGUGCGCGCGGCGCGUGCUCUCCCCGGACGGGCGAGCACCGUGCCAGUCAGCGUGAAGAUUCGCAUUGACGAGGACCUGGCCCAGACGGUGGAGCUGGCCCGGCGGGCCGAGGCGGCCGGGGCCGCGUGGAUCGCAGUCCACGGGCGCCUGACCCCGCAGCGGUCUUCUACCCCACCGAAUUUGGACGCCAUCCGCCUGGUGAAGGAAUCGGUCUCCAUCCCGGUCAUCGCCAAUGGCGACGUGGAUUCCCUGGCGGCCGUGGACACCAUCCGACAGCAGACCGGGGUCAAUGCCUUCAUGUCGGCACGGCCACUGCUCACCAACCCGGCCCUCUUCCGAGGAUAUGACUCGACGCCGGUCGAGUGCGUGCGCCGGUAUCUGGAACUUGCCGUGGCGUACGGAGCCUCCUUCGACACGAUGCAGCACCACGUCAGCAAGAUGAGCGAGCAUCUCUUCUCGGCAUCCGAACGGCGGUACAUGCACUCGCUGACGACGACGGCCGGGGUGGUGGAUUUCUUUGAGGACUACGUCAGCAACUUCUAACAUGGAGAGGCGUACGCGCGGCGCGUGAACACGCACACAGGCGUGCGACAAAGAAAGUGAAAAAGAACAAAACAAUAGACAACCGCCACACUCACA